AUGAAUAAAGUUGAAGAGGUAAAAUACGUUAGAUUGAGAGUAGUAGGAGGAGAGCCCGCAGGAGGUGCAUCUCUUGCACAGAAGGUCGGACCAUUGGGGUUCAACGCCAAACAGGUAGGAGAAAACAUUGCCAAGCAGACCAAGGAGUACAUGGGAUACAAGAUUGGAGUGCUCUUGACUAUACAGGGAAGACAGAUGGACAUUACCGCAGAGCCAGGCACAUCAGCUCUUAUCCUUAAGGAGCUGAAGGAGCCCCCAAGAAACAGAAAGAAGGAGAAGAACAUCCAGCACAACGGAUCCCUCUCUCUUGACGCAGUCGUCCAGAUCGCAAAGAAGCAGAGAAGCAAGUCAUACGCAAGAACACUUGCAGGCACUGUCAAGGAGAUACUGGGAACAUGCCUGUCAAUUGGGUGCCUCGUAGAUGGAGAGUCCCCAAAGGAAGUCACUAGAAAGAUCCAGGAGGGCGAAAUAGUGAUUGCAGACGAAUAA
This is a messenger RNA of Nematocida ausubeli, 489 nucleotides long. RefSeq lists its product as uncharacterized. The record is from RefSeq and is a predicted model, not a curated record. Gene Ontology annotation, biological process: translation. Gene Ontology annotation, molecular function: structural constituent of ribosome; large ribosomal subunit rRNA binding. NCBI's taxonomy places the organism in Eukaryota, Fungi, Microsporidia. Gene Ontology annotation, cellular component: cytosolic large ribosomal subunit; ribosome. The transcript has a single exon. Bases 1 to 489 code for a protein of 162 amino acids.